UCCGUCCGUGUGACGUCAGAGCUGUGCGCCGGGCGCUUCCCUGCCCAUGUGUUGUCGGUGAGAGAGAGAGAGAGAAAAGAUGGGGAAGGUGAAGAAGACUCGGAAGAACACGUAUAAUUAUAAUGUGGAUAGGAAGAAGCUGAGGCGCCGAGCGAAGAAGAAGAGUGCUCCGAGGAUCCAAUGUGAUGAGAUCAGAAAUGCCUGGAAUCGCUCAAAAUCACUGGCUGGAAACAUGGCUGAGAUGGGCCUGGUUGCGGACCCCAAUAAAUCUCUGCCGAUACGUGAACGCACGGUGAUUGGUGAACCGAGCAAAGUUCGAAAGCCAUAUGUACUAGAAGGUCUUAAAGCUGCUGCCAGCCUGCCAUCCAAACAGACUAUGGGCAUCUCGAGUGACAUGAUUAUGUAUGUUCGCCACAUGGUGGAAAACUAUGGUGAAGACUACAAGGCAAUGGCUCGAGAUGAGCAGAAUUACUACCAGGAUACACCCAAACAGAUAAUGCGGAAAGUAAACCUGUACAAGCAUCAUCACACAAAGGAGUACCAGACUCUGCUUGCAUCAAGAACAAAACAGUGACGCAGCUAUUGAAAUUUCUUCAAUGAAGACUUAUGUGCGGACAUUUUCCAUUAAUGGACAGAAAUUAAAUCCAGCUGCAACUUCAAUUAUCCAAGGCCCAUCCUGGCAUGAAGCAAACCCAUGACCAGCUGAUCCUAAAACAAUUGUAUUUUUAUAUGUAUGUGUAACAUUAAAUAAGGACAAUGGCAAAGUAA
Rana temporaria (common frog) is the source of this 768-nucleotide messenger RNA. RefSeq names its product NOP16 nucleolar protein (gene NOP16). The record is from RefSeq and is a predicted model, not a curated record. Lineage: Eukaryota; Metazoa; Chordata; Amphibia; Anura; Ranidae. Bases 80 to 574 code for a protein of 164 amino acids. Gene Ontology annotation, cellular component: nucleolus. The transcript is spliced from 5 exons. Gene Ontology annotation, biological process: ribosomal large subunit biogenesis.